Penicillium angulare is the source of this 2889-nucleotide messenger RNA. RefSeq lists its product as uncharacterized. The record is from RefSeq and is a predicted model, not a curated record. NCBI's taxonomy places the organism in Eukaryota, Fungi, Ascomycota, Eurotiomycetes, Eurotiales, Aspergillaceae. Gene Ontology annotation, biological process: translational elongation. Gene Ontology annotation, molecular function: GTP binding; GTPase activity; translation elongation factor activity. The transcript has a single exon. The coding region runs from base 1 to 2889 and encodes 962 amino acids.
AUGGCAUCCAUAUUCACUUAUGACCCUGACCCGCCUCGCGUUUCCUCCCCGUGGUCGGCCUCAGGAUCAUCGACCCCUCAAGUCAACGUGUCAGGGACUCGAGGAUUAACAAUUCGAACACGCAGCGGUUCAGCGCUAGACUCCGGUAGCCAUGACUUCUUAUCGGACUAUGGUAUCAGCAAGUUGGAACCGGAACCCCAGGAGGGCCCCACCGAGUACAAGUUGCACCUACUGCUCCGUCCUCGACGGCCGUAUCUUUCCAUGUCAACAGGCCAUGUUGUUGCAGGCUCUUAUCAUUCUCGCAACAGUCUAGCUCCUCUUUCAAUAUCUGCGUCCCCGUCUCAAGAUGCAACUCCAAAGCCCAUGCAAGCCAAAUCGGCCCAGAGCCGGCAGCAACGGCUACAAGGGCUGACUACGCAAUUGCUUUGGCGGCUGCAGCAGUCUUCACCAUUCCAUUCCUCCACCACGGCAAAUCUGGUAGUCCCAGUGCUUCCAGACAUAGCGCCUGAAUUGGGCACUCUUCCUAAGCCUGUUCGUCUACUUCCUGGUUUGGAAGAAAGCCAAGGUGCGCUGUAUGAGAUCGGAAUUGCCGACGACGGCACGUUCGUAGGCUUGACUCAAGAUGAACUCGAGGAAAGUGUCGUGACUCUACAGACCAUGGCGGGUAGUCUUGGCUGUAAAGUCGAGAUUUUGCGGCGGGUAAUAGUUGGGAAAUGUGAGUGGACAGACGACUUAACGACAAUACCGGACGCAAAAAAUACUCAUAAAGACAGCUUAUGGGUCGCGGAAGCUCUGGUUACGCCGGACUUAGACUUCUAUAAUAUGUCACCUUCCCAAUCCAGGCAAAAUGGCGGUGAUGCUCAGAACUCUGAGCCCGGGAUGAACUCGGUCUUGGGAGAGGACUACUCUUCCACCGAGCAAAUUCGAAUAUCUAUCGCAGGUCCUAGUGCUGCAGGGAAAUCUUCUUUACUGGGGGCUUUGACUUCGUCUCAACUUGACAAUGGGAGAGGCAAGAGUCGGCUUGGUUUGCUCAAGCACCGACACGAAAUAUCUUCCGGAAUAACCAGUUCAGUCGCCCAGGAGUUGAUUGGAUACGCAGAUGAUGUGCCUACAAGUGUCGUGAAUUACGCCACUGGUAAUGUUGCGGCUUGGGACGAUAUUCAUGCGGCUUCGCGCGGAGGCCGCCUGGCUUUUGUAUCCGAUCUUCCAGGCUCCACUCGUUACUUGAAAUCCACAAUAAGAGGGCUUGUCAGCUGGGCGCCGCACUAUGUGAUGCUUUGUAUACCAGCUAAUUGUGGCGAAGAGACAGUUGAUGCUGAUGCGGGCAACGAUCAUGUCGCCGAGAUUGAAAUUUGCCUAGCUUAUUUGGAACUUCUUCUGAAACUUGAGAUUCCAGUUCUAGUCAUAAUUACAAGACUCGAUAUUGCUUCUCGAGCUGGAUUACGGGAAAACCUUGCGAAAGUUCUGUCUGCCCUGAAAACCGCAAACCGCAAGCCUGCAAUGCUUCCCGCAUCACUCGCUGGGGAUAAGAUCCCCGACCUACAGCAGAUUAGUGCAGGAGACAGCAAAAUUGCCCAGACUCUCAUCCAAACAACCAAUGGGAACUGGGACUAUACCGUGCCUAUUGUCCUCUCCAGCGCCGUCGAUGGCUCGGGGAUAGGACAAAUCCAUGCUUUUCUUCGCCACCUCACAAUACCAUCAGUCCCACGCCAGAGAGCCUUGCGCUUACCAAAGUCAAUAUCGCACCACGAGGAUCCCACAAACAUCUUUGAUGUAGAUGAGGUUUUCGCCAUCCCACCAUCUAAAGUAUACUCGAUGUCCAACGAUAAGAGUACCCCAGAAAGCCGCGGAAUGGUAUUAUGCGGUCUAGUCCGCCAUGGCAGCAUAUCAAUCGGUGAUGAGAUGACAAUCGGUCCCAUUCUCGUGGACACAUCAGCUGAUAACACCACCGACAACCCUUCUAUAACUCUACUCUCCCGCAGCAGUGGUCCAGGCCCCUCAAAUAACUUCCCAGCAUCAUUCUCCCAAGCCACACUCCCAGGCCGAGACGGCUCAUCCACUCAAGCCAAGUGGCAGCGCGUCCGUGUUGUCAGCGUCCGCGACCUUCGCCUCCCAGUCCGUCGUUUAAUGAAAGACCAAGUCGGUACGAUAGGCAUCGAGCCUCUUACAUCACCAGAGGAGAAACUGCCACGUCUUAGCCGUAUCCGUAAAGGCAUGGUUCUAACAAAUCUACACACAAUCUCUCUACCGGUUCCUCCAACCAAGCCAUCUCCAUCAUCUACUUGCCCCCCAUCAAUACUCUCAUUGCCCUUCCACACAGGCUUCAUGGCCACUUUCCCCGCAUCUGAUUUCUCUGCUCUGAGCUCUCCUCCCCUUCUUCUAGGUGGAAACGCCAUCGUCUACAUUGCAAACAUCCGCACAACUGUCCGCGUCGUUUGCAUGGCUCUGGCAGGAACAGAUGACGAGCUUCCGUCUGGACCGCCCUCCCCCUCUGAACCAGAAUUCUUCAGCUUCGACGGUGACGCCCAUUCCCCCGAUACAGGGGAGAAGGCUAGUAGCCAGACACCCCGGCGGCGUCCAUCAGCGACUGAUAUCAAUAAACUUGUUUCCGGUGUGAAUAGCGAUCCGCAAGCAAAGACGGGAACAUUCAAAGAGAAUGUCCAGAUAACGUUUGCGCUUGUAACUUCUGUAGAGUGGAUUGAGCUUGGCUCCCAGGUUCUUGUCAUGCCUGGUAUUACCUUGGGAGCAUCUUCUGGUACAACGAGCGUGUCAGCGCCUGGGCCUAAUGCGUCUGCUGGACCAGCGACGUUGUCUGGACUUGAAGGGUUUGUAGGAAGUGUUAGCGAGGUUAUUCCGGGGAGGAAUACGAACAGUAUAGGGAGCGAAUAG